Physella acuta is the source of this 2380-nucleotide messenger RNA. RefSeq names its product vitamin K-dependent gamma-carboxylase. Gene Ontology annotation, molecular function: gamma-glutamyl carboxylase activity; vitamin binding. Gene Ontology annotation, biological process: peptidyl-glutamic acid carboxylation. NCBI's taxonomy places the organism in Eukaryota, Metazoa, Mollusca, Gastropoda, Physidae. The record is from RefSeq and is a predicted model, not a curated record.
UCUGAUCAAUACAAUUUUAAUACUGAGUUUAGUAAGAAAUUUAUUUAAAACAAAUCAAACUUCAGUAUCGUAGUAAAGACCAAGGUAAAUAGAAAUACGAAAAUAUUUUUAGAAAGAUGCAAUAUAGUAUUUACACUUUGAAUAAAAGAAAUGAUGAGGUACACCAUAUUUUAAAGAAGUGAGUAAACCGACCUAGAGGAUCUAGAUCUAGAUAAGUAAGAAGAGAGGCUAAGAACUUAAAAGUUAAGAAGGUAUCAGCAGUAAGAAGUAGUAAGAUGGUGUGCAAAAAUAUAAAGCAUGUUGAUGAAGACUCAAAAAAGGGCAAAAACAACAAAACUGACAAUGAAGUCCUAAAAUUUCUUCCAAAAAAAUCUGAAGACAAGUGGGAGAAUCUUUUAGGAUUUCAAAAAGAAAGUUUGUCUUCUUGGAAUGAUUUUGUAAAGCUUCUCUGCAGACCAUCUGAUCCCGCUUGUCUUGGCACUAUAAGGUUUCUUUUUGGAUUUCUGAUGAUUAUUGACACUUUACAAGAACGUGGUAUGAGUGUUGUUGACAAAGUAUGGGCAUCUAAAGAAAUCUGCAGAUUUCCAUUAUUCAGCUUCAUCCAGCCUCUACCAUUAGAAUGGAUGUGUGUUAUUUACAUCAUAAUGUUAUCUGGCGCAUUGGGAAUCAUGCUGGGCUUCUUCUUCAGAUACAGUUGUGCAAUGUACUUAAUAUCAUAUUGGUACAUUUUUUUUCUGGACAAAACUUCAUGGAAUAACCAUUCUUAUCUCUUUGGGAUUAUGGCUUUUCUUUUUGCUGUUUCGGAUGCAGAUAGAUACUGGUCGGUUGACGGUUUUCUAAAUCCGAAGAUACAUAAUGCACAUAUUCCUUUGUGGAACUACACACUUUUGCGAGCACAGAUAUUUUUAGUAUACUUUAUUGCUGGAUUGAAAAAACUUGACCCAGACUGGGUUUUUGGGUACUCAAUGGAUUCUCUUUCAAAGCACUGGAUUUUUUCUCCUUUCACAUAUUUGUUAUCUUAUUCACAAAUUGACAUGUAUGUUGUUCAUCUUGGAGGACUUCUAAUUGAUCUCUCCAUUGGCUUUCUGUUAUUUUUUAAUAAAACAAGAUUGUCAGGACUAUUUAUUGCAACAUCUUUUCACUUGAUGAAUGCCAAUUUAUUUCAAAUAGGAAUGUUUCCAUUUGCGAUGCUUUUUACUCAGUUUCUGUUUUGUUCAAUGGAUUGGCCCCGGAAAAUAUUUUUUUAUAUUCCUGAUAUGUUAAAGUUACUUUUACCAAAAGACAUAGAGAAAAAAACAAGUUGCCACUGUAUCUACAAUAAAGAAGUAUUAAAAUCUGAGGAUUCCAUGUCUACAGAAUCUGUUAUUUUCACUGAAGAGCUUCCCCCAGUACAACCCAAAUUACAACACAAAUUGUCAUCUGCAUUUACCUUGGCUUUCAUUUUUCUUCAAUGUUUCCUGCCAUAUUCUCAUGGCAUUACAAAGGGCUACAACAAUUGGACUAAUGGUCUCUAUGGCUAUUCGUGGGACAUGAUGAUACAUAGUUGGAGUGUCCAACACAUUCGAAUAACUUAUUAUGACAAAGACACAAGAGAUUCUGGUUAUUUGGAUCCCCUGGUCUGGACUGGUGGAAAUCGUAGAUGGUCAUAUCAUGCUGAUAUGAUAAAGCAGUAUGCUGAGUGUAUAUCAAAUAAUUUACAGUCGUAUGGGAUUAAUAAUGUAGAAAUACACUUUGAUAUUUGGUUGUCUUUAAAUUCUCGUUUUCAGCAAAGGAUGGUGAACCCACAUGUUGACAUUUUGACAGCAGACUGGAGCCCAUUUCAAACUCCAUCAUGGAUUAUGCCACUGUUGGCUGAUUUGUCUGAUUGGAGAGUAAGACUAGAGCUAAUAGAGAAGUCUCUGCAAAAAGAUAAUGAAAAUGCUGUUGAUGUUGUAUUUGUCGCUGAUUUUCCAGAUAUGUAUUUAGAGAAUUAUGUGCAACAAGAUUUUGAAAAUACCACUCUAACUGUCCUAGAUGGCAAUGUCCUCAUAGAAUUUCCUGAUCUUAAAAAAAACAUCACCCUAAAACGUGAUGAGUCCUUGCAGAUUCCACCAGAUACUUUUCACAAUGUCUACACUAUAUCUGGAUCUGCAUCCUGCUAUAUGUAUUUAUUUACCAAUACAACUGAAGCUAAAGUUAGGAAAAACUUUUUACAGUAUCAAAAAGAUAAUGAGAAUUCUUCAAUUGAAGAGACUUCAAAGAAGUAUAAAAAUGAUCCAUACAUUCAGCACUAUAAAGCUCUUAUGGCGGAGGUGAAAACUGAAAAAGAGAAAGAAAGGAAAACUUUUAUAGAAAACCUCAAGACCAUCCUAAUGCAUAAAUAUGCUAUGUUAAAAAGAGG